GACACAUUGAGCGUGUACGCCGCUGGGGAUAUUUUAUCUCUCGCACAGAUCUGCCAAAAAAUAAGCCAAAUCAUUCAUUGUUGACCGCUGAGUCCCGUCGAUUUUCGAGGAAAUAGUAUUACGAACGUUUCUCCAGAGCACCUGCGUCGCAUCACAAUGGAUGAAUGUCCCCGUAUGAAAACCCCCUACUCGGAGGGCGUUGGCAGGCUGGUGCGAGGUACAGAGAAAAUUUGGGUCCUGAUGGAAGAACCUCAGAAGGUCGUUUGGAACCUGCCAGAUGAUGUUCUCAGCGAAAUGGCACGAGCGAGCAACGAAGACAGCCAGAAGUUUCUGGAAGAUCUGUUCGAUGUGCUCUCAUGGGCGCAAGACAUCGUUGUUCGCGUCGCCUUCACGAACAACCGCGUUCUGGCGGUGAGGAUAGACGAGAUCUUGAUUGAUGGCGUGGUCGCCAAGGUGGAGCCUUAUUGUAGCGAACUUCAAGCACCUCACGGCCGGAUUUUGAGGGUCGUCCAGAGGCUCUUUGACGGGAACACUCCCAAGCUCCAUGAACACUACAGUCUAGGGAUCCCAUGGGAUCGUCGUAACCUCAAGUUCACUUGGGCUUCAAGCGUGCACAUGAGAUCUGAAACCUACAGGAACAGUUUGCCGAACGAAGCAGGCUCCGUCGGAAUCCUCUCAUUACUAGCAUCGAGACCUCCUUUGACUGAUGCAUCGAAAAUAAAUGAACCAAUGGACUCCUCGGCAAUCCCAAGGAUUUGCCGUAUCAUGAGCAAGAGCACUCAAACAGAUUCGUCCGUUACGCAGGAAAAUGCGGAAAUCCAAGAUGCCGUCAGAGGUGCUUGCGUCGUGUGUGCUUUCUGUGUCGCGAAAGGACCAAGGGAAAUUAGUUUUGACUCGGAUCCAUCCGACAGUGGGAUCUUCGACGACGGUGUCUCCUUAUGACCCGCUGUGUAUUCCACGGAUGCGAGACCGAUCAUGAGAUAUCGAACGCAUCUGUGAGUAGGCUUGCUGAGUAACCGAGAAGCGAGGGAAGAGUCAAUUGCGCUCGAGUCGUGUGGUAUUUCCCGAGAGAAUUUUGCUGAAAAAUUUGAACAUUCAGAAUCCCUCAUUUCCACCAGCGUACUAUGUGCAUGGGUCCUGGAUUUGCCAUCCCGAACCUUGAGCUCGGUUGCAUCGAUCUUCCCUUAUUUCUGCUACUCUUUUCCAUCAUAUUUUUCUGUUCAUUCCGAUUCCAUGAAAGACCAUUCUUUUCGAUUUCAUCCAACAUUCAAAAUAAUUAUUACGACAGACCCAUUAUCACCCAUGUUCGCAAAGUACCGGCUUAAUUCCGGUUUUCGUAUCGAUGUCGAGGGUUUACGUUGUGGACAUAUAAAAUCUGAAGCUACAUAGGUAGGUGUUAUAAUGUUCCGAAGCCAAUAAGUAUCUGAGCCCUUCUCCAGGAGGGAUUUUUAUGCCUCGUCAGG
Galendromus occidentalis (western predatory mite) is the source of this 1463-nucleotide messenger RNA. RefSeq lists its product as uncharacterized. The record is from RefSeq and is a predicted model, not a curated record. NCBI's taxonomy places the organism in Eukaryota, Metazoa, Arthropoda, Arachnida, Mesostigmata, Phytoseiidae. Bases 157 to 942 code for a protein of 261 amino acids. The transcript is spliced from 3 exons.